UGUUUCCUUAAAAGUCUCAGAUAGUACAGUCUUGCUGGGCCUUCUUAACCGCCGUGGCAGUCUGUACGCCCCAGGUCAGGUCCUCUUCCCGAAUACAGUCUUCGGAGCCGAGACAGCCCCAAGGUCGGCAGCAGGAUAACCCCAAGUUAUAUCUCAACUUGCUGGAGAUGGAGUACAACGGAGACCUGAAGCAAAAUGAAGAGAACAUCCUUGUGUGCUUUGACAAAGCCAUCGGCGGUCCCUUGCCUAUAAAGAUGAGGAUUUUGUUUUCCCAGCGAAAAGUGGAAUUUCUUGAAGAUUUUGGUCUGGAUGUGAACAAGCUUUUGGGCGCCUACGAAGAACACCAAGCCCUCCUGAGGGAACAGGAGACUCUGAAAAGGAAAGCCGAGAAUGGGUAUGAAUUCGCGUGCUCUAGCAGAGGCCUCCUGGGCUGCAUGACCUCAGACGGCAUGUAAGGAUGGGUCCACCCAAAAGGAAGCCCCUGGACGUAGCACAGAUAGCAUGUUUAUAGAUUCUGCUUGCAGCCUGGCCUGGCUUGGCCUGGGAAGUCCACACUAGCCAGCCCAAUCUUGUCAGAUCUCAGGAGUUAAGCAAGAUCGGCCAUGGGUGGGAGACCCCCAGAGAAUCCCAGGUUCGUGGCGCAGAGGCAGGGAAUGGCAAACCACCUCUCAACAUCUCCUGCCUUGAAAACCCCAUCAGGGUUUGUCACGUGUCAACUGUGACUUGAUGGCAAAAUAAUAAUAAUAAUUGUAAUCCCCUUUUUUCACUGAGACUCAGGGCUGAUCGCAUCCUGGUAACGGGAUCCGCGUCAGGUGCCCAGUGGGAAGGAAGGCAGGGGAUCGAGAAAUGCAAUAGAGCAGUGGUGGCG
This is a messenger RNA of Sphaerodactylus townsendi, 868 nucleotides long. Its product is annotated as pre-mRNA-processing factor 39-like. NCBI's taxonomy places the organism in Eukaryota, Metazoa, Chordata, Lepidosauria, Squamata, Sphaerodactylidae. The record is from RefSeq and is a predicted model, not a curated record. The transcript has 3 exons. The coding region runs from base 168 to 455 and encodes 95 amino acids.